Molecule: messenger RNA, 2543 nt
Organism: Xyrichtys novacula (pearly razorfish)
Lineage: Eukaryota; Metazoa; Chordata; Actinopteri; Labriformes; Labridae
Source: the annotation of a GenBank genome assembly
GGGACAAUUUUUGUGUGCGGAAGUGGUGCUGGAAAAAAAAGGCAAAAGAGGAAAUGUAGGAGCAGCUACGGGUCCUGACACCUCUUCAAAACGAAUAGUUUCAAGAUGCGUAGUUUGACAGAGUUUUAGUGUGAUUUUGCAUUAAACUUUUAAAUAAGUAUGUGAAAAGUGCUCUUGUGUAAGGCGGGUGAAGAUUUACUCUUGAGUCUCUGUCAGGAUGCCGAGGAGUGCCACAGACAGAGAGAGUUUCGGUCGCUUUUUUGCCCCCGAAGAUUCUCAACCAACAGAUCCUGUGAGACCCAGAAGGACAGUCAUGUCCUCAGAGAGACACGGAGAGAGUCUAACUCCGGGACGACUGGUCAGCGCCAGGAACGGCCCCAAGCAGUGGUCCUUCACCGUACUGUCCGUGCUGGGUUCGGCUGUGGCUGUGGCUGCUGUGGGCUGUUUCUGCGCCCUCAUAUACCCGAUUCUCAGAGGUGAGCACGCACACAUGCUCGCGCACAACAAGGCUCUUCUUGUGUAGGAGAAUCCAACAAAGUGCAGCCCAAAGUGUCUUUCCAGCAGAGAAAUCUAGAGGAAAGACCUUCUAAGGCCUGCAAAGGUGGUUAUAUGGUGGAGAAAAGAGCUCCUCUGAGAUGCCCCUAAGCGGAGAAAACUAUAAAGGAUGCCUUGAGUGAUCCCUUAAAUGGAGAAAUCUAUUAAUUUGCGUUCAAGGGUUCUUUUUUUUUCUUGCAAAGAGAGGCUGUCAAGUUGAAAACAAGAUAACUGCUGUUGAGCUGAACAGUUUUCCAAUUCAACUUGAGAAAUUGCCACCUAUGCUGACCUUUUUUGGAGAAAAUAACCUGUAUAAUAAAAUAAAAAAACACUAUAGGGCAUGUAAGCUGCACUAUAAAGUGAGAAAUCCUGAUCAUGUGCCCUCUAGGAUUCCUAUGCAGAGAGAAAACAUGAUACAAAGCCUUUUGGAAGACUUGAUCAUUUUCUUUUUAGGGGAAACAGUUACAAUCUGAGCUGUUCCUGUGCAAGAGACAUGGUCAAAGUCGGUGUCCUCACAGCUUCAAUCAGCCACUGUUACACUUUCAUAUUUCAGUAACAUUACCCUUUCUCUUUAUGGACAAAAUAAUGAAGGAGUUAAUGCUGUUUCUGUUCCAGAGCUGAGGGCCGAGAGAGUGAAAGGAGAGGAUGGGACUGAACAGAGGAUGUUAGGUGAGGAUGAAAGGUUGUGACUCCAUUGGUGUCCAAAAAAAAAAAAAAAAUUUCAUGUUCACUUUAUACUUUUAAAAAUGUAAGAACCGCAUUAUUUUAUAGGCAGUAAAGAGAGAAAUGCAAUCAUUUAAUGAUUAGUACGAAUAAAAAUCUUCCGUUUAUGUUAUGAAAAGAACCUCAUCCCGCUAAUAAACAGUUUCUGUAAAGUUUGAUGUGAUGACACAGGACAUUUGUGUUUGAAAUUAAUCUGAAGUAAAUGUUAAUAUUUAUCUUGUGUGUGAGUGCAGGUUUCUGGAGCAUCUUGGUGCUGUCAUUAUUAGCAGGAUGUAUCUGCUGUGUCUUCUCAUGGACUCUCACCUACAUGGACUCACAGCAGCCAAACAGAGAGUCUCCAACACACCUGCAGACACCUGCAGACUUCAGGUAACACACUCGGUUAUAUGAUGUAUUGAAAAAAUGACACGUAUUUAGCUAUUUGCUUUAUCAAAAGACAAAAGAAAAGUGCAUUUAAGGACUGAAAACAACUCCAAAGUAAAAGGAUUCAUUCAGUUUUCCACCAUGUUCACUUAUAGGAUGAACAAAAGUAACACGCACGCUGUCAAAGAUUAUGAAAACCUAUGAAGAGAAAACUAGAACAACUAAUACUGUCACUACUUUUGUUAAAAUUUUGGAUCUGAAGGUAUUAAAAUCAGUGUAAGGUUGAAAUUACUCACCUCUGCUGGAGAGAAAAAAAAAAAGACCCAGGCGCAAAGACAAAAUAGGGUUAAGUGGGAGCAAGAAGGGUCCGGAAAACCAUGACGCUCCAAUUUUCAAUUUCAUGAGAGCCGAGAUAGACGGAGAGAAAACUAAUUCCCAUCUGGGGAGCUCUCUGGGGUCUGAAAGCUUGUGACUUAUUUCAUUUUUCUGGGAAACAAUGAUUUUCAUGGUGUUCAGGGCAAACAUGGAACAGAUGAAAAAAAAAAAUGUAUAUAUAUAUAUAUAUAUGUUCGUCUCAAUUUUAAAUCAUUUUAUGUCUUUUUGAUUUGAAAUUUUUAAUCUCUCCUUUUUCAAAUUUUCUAUGUAUUUCCUUGCAUCUGUAAAUCACUUUGAAUUGCCUUGUGUAUGAAUGGUGCUAUAAAAAUAAACUUGUCUUGCCCUGUCUUACAAAAAUAUUCAAAAUUUUUGUUUUUUUGUUGCAGAGAAACACCAGCUCAUGGUUUCCACAUGAGUUAUGGUGUUGCAGUCCUCAACGGCAUCAUGGCGAUGCUCACCGUCAUCUGGAGCCUCACCUGACACACGCACACACGUGCACAAGUAAUAUGUAAUAUAUCUGCAAUAAAACGUCUAAAAAAAACAAACUU